AUACGCAAAAAAUUCUGAUGAAUCUAACCAAACGAGGAAAAGGACAUUUUUAAGAGUGUCAUUUUCAUCCGGCGCAGCCAACCUUCGUCACUUGGUGUUAUGAUCCCAUGAGAGGGGCAUAUAUCGUGCUCGAAACAUUCUAAGGUUAAUGCCGCUUCAAAAUGAGUCAAAAGAAGUUAAGAACUUUAUGUUCAAGUUGCAUUUUUGUUUCAAUUCUGUUGAUUAAUAACUCACAGCAAAUGUAUGUUCCAAGAAUGAAUAACCAGAUUGACAGGAUACAGCCAGCACUCAUCAAUCUUGACGUAAAAUGUCCUUGGUCUUCGUGUACGAGCCGGGAUGAUGCGUUAGAGAGGGCCAAUAGGGCUUGUCUGGUUGCUUUUAAUUACCUCAAAAGGCUUGGUGAAGAGGAGGUUGGCGGUUGCGCUCGUGCGUACGAUACCAGAUGCCAGAGGGACCCCCCUCUUGCCUAUCAUAAGGGCCUCGAAUGCAUUGGAGAAUACGUGCCAGAUCGUCGCGAUCCGAGAACUGUUUAUAAAAUUACUCUCAAAGAAUGUAUGGAGCGGGUGAAGAAGAACCCCUGAAUAUAUCUACUCUCUCUCAAAAUCGAAGAGUGUGGGUGAAGGGCAGCAAAGGACCACUAUCGCGGAGGAAAACCCUCGGUUGCAAGGGCUAAGCUACAGCUCACAUGGCGUCCUAAAGUUUUCGGUCAUAAAAAUUUCACUUCGGUCCACAUGACCGAAAUUUUCGGUCGGAACUAUAAUCUUUAGUUUGGUUAGUAAAACCUUUAUUACCUGCAUCGAGGGUAAGCUUUUAUGGCCGACAACUUCGGUUACCUGGAUCAAAUACUUCGGUGUACCAAACGAACUAUCUAAAUUUUUUCUCCAAGACCGAUAAAAUACAGACAUCAGUGCGUAAGAAGUAGAGCAGACCGUUAUGUGAAUAUCGGAGAAAAAACAAAAGAAGCAGAGGAAGAAAAGUGUUAAACAAAUGAAACAAAAUUCACCACUGACUAAUAUUUACUGUGAUAAAAGUG
Messenger RNA from Bemisia tabaci, 1033 nucleotides. RefSeq lists its product as uncharacterized. Lineage: Eukaryota; Metazoa; Arthropoda; Insecta; Hemiptera; Aleyrodidae. The record is from RefSeq and is a predicted model, not a curated record.